This is a messenger RNA of Micropterus salmoides (largemouth bass), 2674 nucleotides long. It is a transcript of the gene terf2ip, whose product is annotated as telomeric repeat binding factor 2, interacting protein. Gene Ontology annotation, biological process: telomere maintenance via telomere lengthening; regulation of DNA-templated transcription. The transcript is spliced from 9 exons. NCBI's taxonomy places the organism in Eukaryota, Metazoa, Chordata, Actinopteri, Centrarchiformes, Centrarchidae. The record is from RefSeq and is a predicted model, not a curated record. Gene Ontology annotation, molecular function: telomeric repeat DNA binding. Gene Ontology annotation, cellular component: shelterin complex. The coding region runs from base 110 to 2212 and encodes 700 amino acids.
UGCGACACUAGGAAGAAGACGAAGAAGAAAACCCGGAAGAUGGUUUUGUUUGGGUUUUCGUCGCGGCGGGAAAGCUCUCCCAGGAAGUAAACAAACUGCAAGGUGAGACAUGUUGACCGCAUCAUCCAAACAGCGGGAUGUGGCCAAAUCUAAAAUCUCCCCCGUUCUAUUUCUGACCGUGGACGGCGAACCCAUGUCUUUCUUCUUGCGCCCGGGUCCUGUUAAACGCAAACUUCAGCCGCUCAUCACAGCUGGGGGAGGUUUGUUGUGCAAUGUCCAGCAGCCAGGAGCAAUCCUGCUGAUUAACCCAGAGGAAAGAGGCUCUAUUCCUGAAACAACUGCUCACUGGUACGUGUCCACCCAGUACAUUAUCAACUGUGUUGAGAAGGAUGAACAGCUAAACUUAGAAGACUACAGGUUAAAUCCUGGAGUGGACACAAGACACUCUGCUAGACUCAACAAUAGCAAAGAGAGCUCCGGUUUCUUAGGAGGCAGGGUUGCCUACACACCUGAAGAUGAUGCUGCCAUUUUGAAUUAUGUCCGCGAACACAACACAGAGGUUGGAGGAAACCGGCUCUGGCAAGAGAUGGAGAAGCAGUGUGUGACCACUCACAGCUGGCAGUCCAUGAAAUAUCGUUACAGAGUACGACUGGCAAAGAAACGGUCAGAGGUUGUGGAGGUUGCACCAACAGAGGAAGACACCAAGGAAGCAGAGGAGGAGACCAAGGUAGAAGGAAAUCAAGAGACAGACGCUGCACAAGCUGCUGCUUCUGCUUGGACAGAUUCAACAGCGGCAGACCCUCUUCAGACACAUUCAGUGGAAUCAGACCUAACACAGAUUGAAGACCUGUCCAUACCAGCUGAAAGCACACAACAAGAAAUUGUAGAGGCUCAAACAUCGGCCUCUCCAGAAGGAGAAGUGCAACAUGUGAGCCCACAGACAGAUAAACAACCAACUGAAAGCACACAAGCAGAGACGGUAGAAGCUGAAACACCUAACUCCCCCCAGAUCACAGAGGAUCCUUGUGUGGACCCACUGACAGAUGCUCACCCCAUUCCAGCUGAGAGCACAGAACCAGAAACAGAUGAACCACAAACAAUCGUCUCUCCACAAAAAGAAAGCACGCCAGAGGACUCUCCAGCAGCUCAGCCCAGAUCCCUGCCUGACACCUCCUCUCAGAAGAAGCCAAAAGAGAAGCAGAAGGCCUCCCCCGAGCCGGAACAACCACAGCGUCGGUUUACACGCAGGCAGCUUCAGCUUGAGGAGUUGUUAUCGCAUAAACCGUAUGGCAAAAAACUCAGAUCAGCAUCAAGUUCUGCUGAGCAACCGUCAUCAUCUCCCCAGCCCUCGAAGAAAACUAAAUCAGCCGAUAAGUCCGCUCUUCAAAAAGACACAACAGCAGACCAGCCGCCGUCUAAGAGAGCCAGAGGAAAGAGCACGGCAGCAGUGGAAGAGAGUCAACAAGAAGAGAUUACAGAAUCCAGUUCAGUGUCACAGAAAGGAGAGAAGAAGAAAGAAAAGAGAAAGUUGGGGAUUCUAGAGUUGGCUACAAAAGAGUUUGAAGAUGAAAGUGAGUUCGAAGAAGAUGAAGCUCCAGAUCUCCAAAACCCGACCGCAACAGGGACGAUACAGCCCAUAUUGACAGACUCCACUUCAGACACAGCAGAGCCUGUCUCUACACAGUCCAACAACAGAUAUGGACCCAGCCUCCAGGAGGAAAUGCAAGAGACUCAGACCUCCACUAGCAGCGGCCUACAACAGACUCGCUGCCCUGAGCCUGUAGCCACAAAGGCCUCCGAGGCCCACCUGUUCAUAUUUGACAGUGAAUCUCAGGAAGAAGACUCUCAGUCCAUUGUUGGUGAAAGUACAGUAGCUCCAGCCAUACAACAGCCACGAAUAGACAAAGACGACGCUGCGUUUUCACUGACUCAGGUCCAGUUGGAAGAGAACAAGCAGCGAAUCAGAGAGCUGAUGAACAAGACGAAGCAGGACUUAGCCAGUGUGACCAAAGCCCUGCUGAAGACCAGCGGAGACUUCUCUGCUGCUCUGGAUCUGCUUCUGAAUCCCUCCUCCUUUUCAGCACUGUUUUGGGAUCGCUGUGACGACAGUCUUCUGCACUCAGCUGAUCUUGUGGUCCGACAGCAGCUGCUAGAGAAAUACGGUGAGGAGGCCGUAGCCAAAAGAAUCGUGUUCCUCGAGAUAGAGAGAUGAAAAUGAUUGAUAUUUAGUAUAGAUAGAAAGGAGGAAAAUAUCAGAUCUGGACAUAAGGAGUAUACUUGUCUUAUAUAUCACCUAACAGAGGGACAUAAACGAGCUAGUUAGCUGAUAUUCAGUAGAGUUUGAAUUUCCACUUUCUCUGUUGUGCUGACCCCGAUUCUUCAGGAAAGUUAAUCUCUCCUUCAUUGCUGCUCCUCUUGACUAACUUUGAAGAGGUAAAAUCCCAUGUGAGGAUUAAACAUUCCCUGACUGUUUAACUUUUAAAAACUUUUAGGUAUAUUAAGUUAAGGCUAUUGUUUGUGUCAUGGUUUAUACCUUUGUUUGGAAACAGAAACUUGUAUGUGUUUUAACAUGAUAAUACUGUAUUAUUUUAUGUGUAUUUUAAAAUGUUUUUUGUUUUGUUUUCAUUUAUUUUUUUUAAUAAAUAGAUUAUUACCAAUGCUUUGCAUUAUGAAA